ACAUUAUUUUGAAGUCUGAAGAUUUUAGCAAUAAGAAAAUGGUAUUUCCUGGUUACCGACGGUUACUAGAUCAACAUGUCCCCUCUUUUUUUUUUUUGGUACUGGUAACCAAAUCCUUGACUGGUGACUCUUUAUAAAAUUGGACCCCUUUGGAUUUUUGUUUCAAAAUUUUCCAAAAUUUUCACAGUGAUAGAUAUGGCUGGAGCAUGGGCAACUGCUAAAAAUUAUCUGAAAAUAUGGCUAUCUGGGUUAUUUUUUGCAUUAAAAAACCCAGAAGAAUCCACUUUCUCCUUCUUGGCCCAACUUCUCCUACUUCUUACGGGCUCACGUUAUGCAAAGCGUUUCAUCGCUCAAACUGGAUUACUGAGAAUGUUCCCUUUUCUCAUGCGAAAUGCUAGUACAGAUAAACCAGAAUCAUUAUUUUUGUUCUUUCAACCUUCUCAAACACUUGAUUUAUGAUAUGGCAUUUCCCUAAAAAAAAACACUUGAUUUAUGAUAAGAUACUCAAUGAUGAUGCAAAAUUCAAUCCGAACAAUAAGCUAACAGCUUUGCUGUGAUACAGCUCGAAGAUGUUAAAGAACUGUACGCAUCUUCCGUUUCUGAUUAUCCUGUAUUUAUACAAAAUGGGAGAGUACAAUACGAAAAAGCUGGAGUGUUUUCUAAAAAUAACCUAUUGAAGUUUCAGGUUAACCUUCCUGCGCUGGGUACCAAUGUUCAGAGAAGGAACAUUCUUCUGACUGACCAUGAAUGGUCCAAUGAAUCCACAUGCAUUCAGGUUGAAGCACCCUUCUGCCAUUCUAGCAUGAUCUUCUGUCACUGAAGUUCAGACAUAGUUGUCCUCGCAGAAGAAAAGAAAAAGGUUCACACAUAAGUGAACACAAUGUUGGAGUGGAGGAAGAACAAUAUAAUUCAGAGUGAGACUUACAUUAAACCUGGACAAGCAAGCUGUGAAUGAAGCAAAAUAAGUGCUAAUGGAGGAAACAGAGAACUGGUAGUUUGUUUGCCAGUUACAAGUGCAUAAUUCCUCCGGCGUCGAUCAGCAUUGCCACAAGUGCAUAAUUCAUGUCGGCCAUAUAAUGCUUGAAUACAGUUAACUGUCAGCCAGCCUUGUGCUAAAAGAAUGGCAAUUCUCUGAUGGGCCGGUUACAUUGAGCAACUCUGAGCAAUGAAUUUCAAUGUUCUACUGAUGGAUCGCCGUAGCUUCAGCCUAGGGCAAGAAGGAGGAUGCUGUUUAUCUGAAAAUUAUGGUGUUUAAAAUAAGAAACCCCAAAAGUUUCAGCGAUAGAUAUGGCUGAAGCCUGUGGAGUUGCUGAAUUUUAUCUGAAAAAUAUGAUCAUCUGGGUUCCGCAUUAAAAAAAAAGAAGCAUAAUCAACUUUCUCCUCCUUGGCUCAGUUUUCUCUGGCCACAUGGAAAAUCUUGUCACUGUCAAGUUAAAGCACCGAACAACUUGUGUCCAACUCUGACCGAUGAGCUAGCUACUGCAAUAAUAGAAUUUUCUCGGAUCAGAUAACAAUAGUGGUGAUGCCUUUUGGGAUGGUGCGACUCAAUCUCCAUAUUCUUGCAUCCAGUUAGAGAAAACCUGGACGCUGCUGACUGCUGACCCAAGUUCCUUUUGGGAUCAGUCGUUCCCAAGUCGUCAAAAGAGGACAAAGCCUGCAUACAUUAUUUCUGGGGCCUAGAUACAGUUAGCGCAGCACUCAGGACAGUCAAUCACGCGAAGACCAGAAGGGCAUGCUGCAUUAUAGUAACGGAGCAACGAGGCUGCUUCUGCUACUACUGUACUUGCCAACCAAACCAAGAGGGGAGCAUGGCAAUGGCGAAGGGGGGCAUGGGUUUGCUGGUAUGCUCAUUCCUGGCCGCCAUGGCGACCGCGAGUGGCGAUGAGGCCGCGUUGCUUGCUUUCAAAGCGGAGGUCAGCGACGCCGGCGGCUCGCUGGCCUCCUGGAACAGCAGCGCCGGUUUCUGCGGCUGGGAAGGCGUGACGUGCAGCCGCCGGAGGCCGGCGCGGGUGGUUGCGCUCAGACUGGACGGCGCCGGGCUCGCCGGAGCGCUCUCCCCGGCCAUCGGGAACCUCACGUUCCUGCGGACGCUCAACCUGAACUCCAACUCGCUCCGCGGUGGCAUCCCGGCGAGCCUCGGCCGCCUCCGCCGCCUGCAGAGGCUCCACUUGGACGGCAACUCCUUCUCCGGCACGUUCCCGGUGAACCUGAGCUCCUGCGUCAGCAUGACCGAGGUGGUGCUGGACAACAACAAGCUUGGCGGGCGCAUCCCGCCUGAGCUCGGGGAGAAGCUGGCGUCUCUGGCAGUGAUCUCGCUGAGCAGCAACAUGUUCACGGGCCCUGUUCCUGCGUCACUGGCCAAUCUGUCCCAUCUAUGGUACCUUGAUCUAGGCAGCAACCAGCUCACCGGCUCGAUCCCGUCGAGGUUCGGAAGCUUCUUCCAGAGCAUGCGGAAAUUCAGUCUCGCCCAAAACAGCCUCUCUGGUAUGAUUCCACCUUCUCUCUACAACUGGUCGUCGUUGGAAUUCUUUGUGGUGGCGUUCAAUACGCUUCACGGAGGCCUCCCAAACAAUAUCGGAAGCAAGCUCCCCAAGCUGAAAGUUCUAAGCUUACCUUCUAACCAAUUCACUGGAGUCCUCCCUUCAUCACUAUCCAAUAUGUCUCAUCUCAUGUCGCUUAUUGCCUGGGGAAAUGGAUUCAGCGGGCAUGUGCCUCCCGCAUUAGGGAGGCUCGGAGUGCUUCAAUACCUGCACGUGUCUGACAAUAGGCUCCAAGCUAAUGAUAGUAAGGGGUGGGAGUUCGUCGCUUCUUUGUCAAACUGCAGCCUGCUGCAGGUAUUGGUACUCAGCAACAAUUCUUUUGGGGGACAGCUACCGGGUUCAGUUGUGAACCUCACAACCACUCUCCAGCGGCUAUACUUGCAGGAUAAUAGGAUCUCUGGGAGCAUACCUGCAGAUAUCGGCAACUUGGUUGGUCUGAAAAUACUGGUGAUAGCAAACACUUACAUGUCCGGAGUGAUUCCAAAGAGCAUCGGCAAGCUACAGAACUUGAACGUGCUAUCAUUGUAUAAUAAUAGCUUGUCUGGCCUCAUACCGCCAUCGCUAGGAAACCUGUCACAGUUGAAUAAGCUUAAAGCAUACCUUGGCAACUUGGAGGGGCCAAUUCCGGCAAGCCUGGGGCAGCUGAAAAACCUCUUUGAACUGGAUUUCUCAAUGAACCGUCUUAACGGCUCAAUACCCAGAGAGAUCUUCAAAUUACCUGGCCUUUCUUACUAUCUGGACUUGUCAUACAACUCCCUUUCUGGACCCCUUUCUUAUGAAGUUGGUAGUUUGUCAAAUCUUAACCAUCUGGUUCUAUCAGGAAAUCAGUUGUCUGGCAAGAUACCUGACAGUAUACAGAAUUGCGUAGUGUUGGAAUGGCUAUUCUUAGACAACAAUUCGCUAGAGGGAAGCAUACCUCCGUCACUGGCAGAUAUAAAGGGGCUCCGUAUACUGAACCUGACCAUGAAUAAGUUCUCUGGUAAUAUUCCUGAGGCCCUUGGUAGCAUUGGCAACCUGCAGGGACUGUACCUAGCGCACAACAAUUUGUCAGGGUCAAUCCCAGUAGUUCUAGAGAAUUUGACAGCAUUAUCCAAACUGGAUGUAUCCUUCAAUAAUUUGCAAGGUGGGGUUCCAAAUGAAGGUGUUUUCAGAAACAUCACUUACUUAGCAGUGGCUGGGAAUGUCAACUUGUGUGGUGGUACACCUCAACUUCAUUUGGCUCCAUGCUCCAUAAGCAAGAACAAGAAAAAUGCGCCGAAGUCUCUUGUGAUUUCUUUAGCAACAACUGGAGCAAUCUUGUUCUCACUUUCAGUUAUUCUUCUUGCUUGGAUAUUUCGCAAGAAGCUCAAACCAAGCCACAAGACAUCAGCACAAAAUUCAGUUGAUGAUGACCAUUACAAGAGAAUUCCCUAUCGUGCAUUACUGAGAGGAACUAAUGGAUUUUCAGAAGUCAACUUGCUUGGGAGAGGAAGUUAUGGUGCGGUUUAUAAGUGUGUUCUGGACACUGAAGACAGAACAUUGGCUGUCAAGGUGUUUAACCUUGGUCAAUCUAGGUAUUCCAAGAGUUUUGAGGCUGAAUGUGAGGCCAUGAGAAGGAUACGACACCGUUGUCUCAUCAAGAUCGUUACUUCUUGUUCGAGUGUCAACCACCAAGGUCAAGAGUUCAAGGCAUUGGUUUUUGAGUUCAUGCCCAAUGGUAACUUGGAUAGUUGGCUUCAUCCAAAAUCUCAAGAACCCACUACAAACAACACGCUUAGCCUUGCCCAGAGGCUUGGCAUUGCUGUCGAUAUUGUGGACGCAGUAGAAUAUCUGCACAACUACUGUCAGCCAUUGGUAAUCCAUUGCGAUCUUAAGCCAAGCAACAUUCUUCUUGCUGAAGACAUGAGCGCACGAGUUGGAGACUUUGGCAUAUCAAGGAUCCUUCAAGAAAAUACAAGUGAGGGGAUGCAAACUUCAUAUAGCUCAACUGGAAUUAGAGGUUCCAUAGGCUAUGUUGCUCCAGAGUACGGAGAAGGCUCUACGGUCUCAACAACCGGUGAUAUUUAUAGCCUUGGCAUAUUGCUGCUUGAGAUGUUUACGGGAAGGAGCCCAACAGAAGGCACGUUUGGAGAUUCAUUGGAUCUGCAUAAGUUUGCCGACGAUGCUGUUCCAGAUAGAACUCUGGAGAUAGCUGACCCAACGAUGUGGCUCCACAGCGGACAACAAGAUGAAACUACAAGUACUAGAAUGCAGGAGUGUUUGGUUUCAGUCUUCAGACUUGGCAUAUCUUGCUCAAAGCAACAGCCCCGAGACCGAGCACUGACGAGAAAUGCAGCGGCGGAGAUACAUGCAAUCAGAGAUGCAUACCUCAAGUUUAUAGGGGAGCAAGGACCAGAAAGAGAAGCCUCAGCUGGAGAAAUACAGUACAGUGUUGCAUAAUAAUAAAUUUAUGUAUCGGCUAGUAAUUGUUCUCAGAGCUAUGUUGCUUUAAAACUGUAUCAAAUAAAAGCAGAACCAUGGUGUUCUGCGAUAA
Triticum dicoccoides is the source of this 5052-nucleotide messenger RNA. RefSeq names its product receptor kinase-like protein Xa21. Lineage: Eukaryota; Viridiplantae; Streptophyta; Magnoliopsida; Poales; Poaceae. Gene Ontology annotation, molecular function: protein kinase activity; ATP binding; protein binding. Bases 1809 to 4958 code for a protein of 1049 amino acids. The record is from RefSeq and is a predicted model, not a curated record. Gene Ontology annotation, biological process: protein phosphorylation. The transcript has 2 exons.